UGCUCAGGCAAGGCACUGGCACUGCCACACUCAUGUACGAGAUAGAUGUUGCACGCUGCCGUGAUCCUGAAACUCACAAACAAACCUACAUCACAAAUCCUUGAUUGCUGUACAUCAAUCUACACUCGUUUUCGUACAGCUUAACCACCUCACAGACUCACUCCCGUUCACAAGAUCCACAAUGGCGUACAGAGACAAUGACGAUGAUGCCUCUCGCCUCCCCGAGGGCUACGAGCGCGUAGGGUACGACGCCGACACGCAGGUGUACACAUUCAAGUCUCCAGAGGGCGAGCUGUACGAGUCGGCGCCGGGCAACCGGUACGGCGAGCUGUGGCCGGUCGGGCAGCGCCCGCAGUACAGCGAGGCCGAUAUCGAGGCAAACAACCAGAUCAUAGAGAGAGGCAACAUGGAGAGCGUGCGCAUGAUGCUGCCGUUCGCGCUCAUCAUCGUAGUGUUCUUCGUGCUGGUCAUCCGGGUGAUAGGAUAGACCGGCGCUGCUGGACAUGCAGCUCGAUCGUGGCAGGCCGACGGUCGAGCAUUCGAUAGCAAUUGCAAUAUGAUUCUCCAAC
Messenger RNA from Boeremia exigua, 569 nucleotides. RefSeq lists its product as uncharacterized. The transcript is spliced from 2 exons. NCBI's taxonomy places the organism in Eukaryota, Fungi, Ascomycota, Dothideomycetes, Pleosporales, Didymellaceae. Bases 182 to 487 code for a protein of 101 amino acids. The record is from RefSeq and is a predicted model, not a curated record.